AUGGCUACUGUUCAGCAGCUAAGAAGGAAGCGGAUCAGUGACGGUCUCACUGUGACGCAAAAGGUUUUCGUUCGUUCCAGAAACGGUAGUGCCCAGAAGGUGGUUCGGGAGCAUUAUUUGAGAAAAGAUAUCCCAUGUCUUUCUAGGAUCUGUGACAUUUGUCCUAACAUUAUUGUGCCUAAUGCAGCUGGAGAAUUACCGAAGUUUGUUCUUUCUGAAACCCCACAAGAGUUACAAGGGUUGGGGAAACAUUACGUUGUCGUUGAUGCCAAUAUCAUUAUACAAUCUAUUGACUUGUUAGAGAACCCAAAUUGUUUCUUUGACGUUAUUGUGCCUCAGAUUGUUUUGGAUGAAGUAAGAAAUAAAUCUUAUCCAAUUUACACAAGAAUUAGAGCUCUUUGUAGAGAUAGCGAGGAUGAUGUGAAGAGAUUUGUUGUUUUCCAUAACGAGUUCUCUGAAUACACUUUUAUUGAUAGAACCGGGAACGAAUCUAUCAACGAUAGAAACGAUAGGGCGAUCAGGAAAACUGUGGAAUGGUACACUAAUCAUUUGAAGGGUAAGGGUAUUAAUAUCGUUUUUGUUACCAACGAUCGUCUAAACAGACAAGCAGCCUUAAAGGAUAGUUUGGUGGCGAAAUCGUUGGCCGAAUAUGUGGAUAUGCUACCAAAUAGUGAGGAAAUAAAGGAUUUGAUCCCUAACUUGGCUCCAAUAUCAGGUAUGUCCAGCAAGAUGUUGGAAGAUGAUCCAGAAGGUCAUGGCGCUGCUAAGGCAGAGUUCUCUUUCCCAGAAUAUUAUUCUACAUCGAGAAUUAUGGGUGGGUUGAAAAAUGGUUCUUUGUACCAGGGUUCCAUUCAAAUCUCGGAGUAUAAUUUCUUGGAGGGUACUGUGUCGUUACCUACUUUUAAGAAACCUGUUCUAGUGUUAGGACAAAAGAAUUUGAAUAGAGCGUUCAACGGAGAUCUUGUUGUAGUGGAGCUUCUUCCCCAAUCUGAAUGGAAGGCUCCAUCUACAGUGACAAUGGACUCUGAACACUUCAACGUCAAUGAUAAUCCCGACAAUGAUGGUGAAGAUGAUGAAGGAGAACCAUCAGGUGUACUAGAUGACUCUGGUGCUAUUAUGUCUGAUAAAGACCGUAGACUAUUAGCUCAAUCUGCCAUCCUAGCUCAAAAGUCAAACAAAGUUCAGCCAACAGCCAGGGUUGUUGGGAUUACAAGAAGAUCAUGGAGGCAGUAUGUCGGUCAAAUUACCCCAACCUCUGUGGAUCCUCAAAGCAGUGGUACUCAAAAUGUCUUUGUAAUUUUAAUGGAUAAAUGUUUACCAAAGAUUAGAAUUCGGACUAGACUUGCCAAACAACUACUGAACAAAAGAAUUGUCAUUUCAGUUGAUUGCUGGCCAGAGAACUAUAGAUACCCGUUGGGCCAUUUCGUAAGAGAUUUAGGUGAUAUCGAGUCUGCACAAGCAGAAACUGAAGCACUAUUAUUAGAACAUGACGUUGAAUACAGGCCAUUCUCAAAGAAAGUUUUGGAUUGUUUACCAAAGGAAGGUCACGAUUGGAAAGCACCAGAAGACCUCACCGAUCCAGAAGCAAUCAGAAAUGACCCGUUAUUACCAAGCAGAAAGGACUUCAGAGAUAAAUUGAUUUGUAGUAUUGAUCCUCCAGGAUGUGUCGAUAUUGACGAUGCCUUGCACGCAAAGCAACUUCCAAAUGGUAACUGGGAAGUUGGUGUCCAUAUUGCUGACGUUACUCAUUUCGUUAAACCGGGUACCGCAUUAGACGCAGAAGGUGCCUCAAGAGGUACUUCUGUCUACUUAGUCGAUAAACGUAUCGAUAUGUUACCUAUGCUAUUAGGUACUGACCUCUGUUCAUUGAAGCCCUAUGUUGAUAGAUUUGCAUUUUCCGUUGUAUGGGAGCUUGAUAACGAUGCUAACAUUGUUGGUGUUGAUUUCACAAAAUCGGUUAUUAGAUCCAGAGAAGCAUUUUCUUACGAAAAAGCUCAAAACCGUAUCGAUGAUGAAACUGCUAAAGAUGAGUUGACACUUGGAAUGAGGGCUCUUUUGCAACUUUCCAAGAAACUGAAACAAAAGAGGUUGGACGCAGGUGCGCUAAAUUUGGCUUCCCCUGAAGUUAAAGUUCAUAUGGAUAGUGAAACCUCUGAUCCAAACGAAGUUGAAAUCAAGAAACUUCUUGACACCAACUCUUUGGUUGAAGAAUUCAUGUUGUUAGCUAACAUUUCUGUUGCUAGAAAGAUUUACGAAGCAUUCCCUCAAACUGCUAUGUUGAGAAGGCAUGCAGCACCUCCAUCCACUAACUUUGAACUGUUGAACGAAAUGCUUCAAGUCAGAAAGGGCAUGUCUAUUUCUCUUGAAUCGUCAAAGGCAUUGGCGGACUCUUUGGACAGAUGUGAAGAUCCAAAUGAUUCUUAUCUUAACACUUUGAUCCGUAUCAUGUCUACUCGUUGUAUGAUGGCCGCGCAAUACUUCCAUGCAGGAGCAUUCUCCUACGCAGAUUUCCGUCAUUAUGGUUUAGCUGUCGAUAUCUACACGCACUUCACGUCUCCAAUUAGACGUUACUGUGAUGUCGUAGCUCACAGACAACUAGCAGGUGCAAUUGGCUAUGAGGCCCUAGAUCUUUCCCAUAGAGAUAAACAAAAAAUGGAGAUGAUUUGUAGAAAUAUUAACAAGAAACAUAGAAAUGCCCAAUUUGCCGGUAGAGCAAGUAUAGAAUAUUAUGUUGGCCAGGUGAUGAGAAAUAACGAAUCAACGGAGACGGGUUAUGUCAUCAAAGUUUUCAACAAUGGUAUCGCCGUAUUAGUACCCAAAUUCGGUGUAGAAGGGUUGAUCAGAUUAGAAAACUUGACUGAAAAUCCACAAAGCGCAGAAUUCAUUGAAGAUCAAUUUAGCUUGAGAUUUGUUGAUAAAAACGGUGUUUCGAAAGAGGUCAGUGUCUUUGAUAAGGUAGAAGUUCAACUCAAAUCUGUUCUCGAUCCUGCUACCAGUAAACGUAAGGCACAAUUAUUAUUGAAAUGA
Molecule: messenger RNA, 3027 nt
Organism: Kluyveromyces lactis
Lineage: Eukaryota; Fungi; Ascomycota; Saccharomycetes; Saccharomycetales; Saccharomycetaceae
Gene: DIS3
Product: exosome catalytic subunit DIS3
Exons: 1
Coding region: 1-3027 (1008 amino acids)
Biological process (GO): rRNA catabolic process
Cellular component (GO): nuclear exosome (RNase complex); cytoplasmic exosome (RNase complex)
Molecular function (GO): RNA binding; endonuclease activity; 3'-5'-RNA exonuclease activity
Source: RefSeq, a predicted model, not a curated record